GCCUCCGCAGGAGUUUUUAGACUUGUAUAUACAACCGUAGUCUCGAUUCUCAUUAUUCCUAUGUUAUCAACCUUAUUUUGUGAUAAACAUAAUUAAAUUACCAGUGGAGAGAAUCGGCGGAAAUUAUCAUAUGAUGUUUGUUGCACCAUCACUGUAGUAACAUCCGUCAUUUGUAGCGUGUGAUAUUUCUUGUUAAGUGUUGUUUUUACUAAAUAUUUAGUUAUAAUAUUAUUAUAAGUAAUAUACCGAUUUGUGCAUUCAUGUGUGGUUGUACGUGCAUGUUUCUUGUUUAAUCAAACAUUCAUUGGUCUAUUAUAAUUAUUAAUAAAUCCUCUAAACAUCUACGUCUUAAAUGAGGUUAUGUCACAAGAAUUUCAUAAUCUUAAAAAAAGAGAACUAUUUAAAAACUACUAUAAUUAUAAUAGUAACUAUAAUUUAUGUCAUCCAAAUAAGCUGUCUUCAGAAUGGAUAUCCUAGCAACGCAAGUUUACGAAGAUCAUGAUUCCACAUCAACACAAGAAAUUUCUUAUUCUCGUCAACAAAGUAAAAUAGUGAUUGGAGUGUUAUGUAUUAAUUCUAAAACAUUUCAAAUCAAAGAAGGAAUUACACAAAUUGGACGACAUCCAGAUUGCAAUAUAGUGUUAAAUAAUCCGACAGUAUCAAAGAAACAUGCGGAAAUCGAAGCUAAUUGUCAAGGAACUGAAUCGUGGAUUUGUGACCUGAAUUCAUCUAAUAAAACAAAAUUAAAUAACACAAUUCUCAGACCAAAUCGAUGCUACGAGUUGAAAAAUGAAGACACGCUGGAGUUUGGCAUGGUCAGGGCAAUUUUCAAAAUUUGUCGUUCGAUGGAAGAUUCUUUAGUACCAGAAACCCCAGCGGCACAUCAUCAGAAGACACAGAAAACGAUCAUUCCAGGAACACCUGACUCGUCAUUUGAUAAUUCAUCCAUGGUGGGAAAUGUCUCCGUAAUUCCUGCCACUCAAGGUAAAGAGGAAAAGUCUGUAUUUCGAUACCCGACGUUGCCUCCGAAGACCGCCACUAGCAGCACUCAGAAAAAUGGCAUUCAGAAUACCUCUACUGACGAACAAGAUAACUCGCAAAACUUCGAUGUAGAAGAAAAACAAAACGUAGGUGGAUCAAGAAUUAGUAUAUACGACAUGGAAACGCAAAAUUCCUCGUUUAAUUGCCAUGAUAAAACGGACGUUGACAUUGACGAUAUUGACACUCAAAAAAUUUGCAUUUCGCGCAGCAUCAAAAACCUUACAAAAUCUGUACAGGAACAAAAAGUUGACAUACACGAUAUAGAAACGCAAGCAGAAGCACCAGAAGAAGUUACUGAUAUUCAUGAUAUAGAAACGCAGCACGAUAUAAAUAUUCAGGAUAUGAAAACGUCCAAGAAGAUUAAUACUCAUAAUUUAAAAACUCGAGAUAGUGAGAAACUUGAAGCAACAAAAGGAAAUUUAGAACAGAAAGAGAAAGAAGGAAAUUUAAAGAAUGAGGUAAAAAGUAAUGUUAAUGAUACAGUGGUACAAAAAGAUAAGGGUAAUGAAAGCACAUGCAAUCCUAAUAACAUUGAUAAAGAUGAGAAUCAAAAUAAAAAAUUGCCAGGUAUUGAGAAAAGUUUGCAAAACCAUUUAGAGGAAAUUGAAACAAGCGAAGAUGAAACUUCGGAACUUGAGAUGAGUCGAAAUUUGCUUGGUCCAAAAGAAUUAGAAGAUUUCAUUGAGGAUGACGAUCAGUCUGAUGAAGUAAAAUCAAAAUCACCAACUUUUAUAAAAACUUCAGGUGUAAACAACAAUAGCGAUGUAAACAAUAAAAGCACUGAUGAUGAAAACAUAUUUGAAGCUGCAACACAGGUCAAUAAAAGUGAUGAAGAUGCCUUUAAAAGCCUAAGUAAACGUAAAUACACGUUUCAGGCAUCCUUAGUAGCUAAUGACUAUGAUCAUACCGACAAUGAGGUUGUGUUUCAAAGGUAUUCGCGCAAAGAUAGCCAAAAAAAUAAAAAGUCUUCAAACAAUCGAGUUUCUGAUAGCGAAGAUUCAAUUACGGAUGAAGAAGGUCGUUUCACAGAAAUAGCUGUGAAAAUGAAACAGGCUGUAGAAUUUUCGCAGUUUAAUAGGAGUAAAGAAAUAAAGAACAGUACUAAUUCAAGUAAAGACUCUGAUGAUCUAUUUGAUAUGCUUACUCAACCAGUAAAUCAGAAGGAUCAAGAUUCAUCGCCCAAAUCUAAUGAAAAACCAAAAGAUAAUAAAUAUGAAAGUGAAGUAGAUUCUAAUACCCCAACGCAAGUAAUUAACAAGAAAGAAAUGAAAAAUAAUAUGGAAAUAAAUAAUGAAAUAGGAACAAAGGAAUUCGAUGAUAUAACAUCAACUCAAGUUCUUUCAACAAAUGAAUCUUCCUUAACAGAGGCUAGUUGUGCUAUUUCAACAGGAAACAAUAAAAAAUCGGAUAAAGAAGAUAUUACUGAAAUAGAAGACAAUACACCUAACCAGAUAAUUAACACUAAAAAGAAACCGUUAGAUGUGAGCAAUAACGAACCUCUUUGUACUGUAAAUCCUUCGAUAUCGAAUGUUACAGAUAAAUGUAGUAUUGAAGACAUCGAUUAUGAAAUGGCAUGUACUCAACCAAUUAAUAAUAUCGAAAAGCAAAAGUCUGUAUCAUCAAUUUCUGAUAAGAGAAAAAACGAGUCAAACUUUGAAGCAUUGGCUAAAGCGAACUUAGAUGACAGCGUAGAAAGAAAUUUGAAAGCAAUGUUUGCAGAUAUAAAGGAAGAGCAUACAGAAGAACAAUUAGAAAUAUCAACACAAGUUCUUGAACUUGUGCUAGAAUCGUCAGAUUGUGAGAAUAUAUGUCCCAUGCAAAAUCAUACGUCUAACAUGGACAGUAACUCAUCAACAGAUAAGAAAGCAAUGAAAUUAUCAAUAUCGAACUCUAUACCUACAGAUUCAUCAACACCUAAAUCCAUACCUAAAAACCCACUAACUUCAAAAUCUGUAUCUACAGAUUCAUCAACACUUAAGUCUACAAUUAAAGAUCCAUCAACAUCAAUAUCAUUAAGAGAAAAGAAAUCAAAAAAAUCAAACAUAGCUAAAAUGAUUCAAGAAGAAACUGAUAUAUCUAAAAACGAUGAAAGUAAAUUGAAUAAAUAUUCAAAGAAUAUAGAUGAUCAAGCAUCGAGUACAUCAAUUGAUUGUGAGCAAUUUCAACAAACCUCUAAAGUACUACAAAGCGACAAUGAAGAUAUAUUAGCUGGUUUACCUGAAGUUAACAUUUCGGGUACUUCAUCGAAUCCAGGAAGUCCAACAUCAUCAACAUCUUCUGAAUAUAGAAUAAAUAUUAAUCAUAACUGGAAAAGACAAAUAUCUGUAAAAAUUGCGCCAAAAAAGAAAAAACCGUUACGAAAAUCGUCGCGAAGAACGUCUAGUUGUAGAAACGUGGAAAACGCUGUGUCUUAUCAUAAUAUUAACGAGCCAAAUUCUAGUACUAUUUCAGAAACUUCUUCAAAUUUAUAUACAGACAAUUUCAAUAUUAAUAAGAUACCUGUUUGCGAACAUUAUGAAGAAAAGACAAGCAGAAAAUCCAAAAGACUAAUAGAAAAGACAAAGAAUUUAUGUAAAUCUAAAGAAAGCGAUUCCUUCGCAGAAUUAAAAUCGGUAACUUCUAUUCAUUCGCAAGAAAAAGCAAAACAAAGUCCUCCUAUUUCGAAUAACAGAAGAACUCGUAAUUCUAGCAAAGAGAAUACUGAUCGUUCGUCUGUUUUUCAGGUGGAAAAGGAAGUACCGGUUCAAAGAGCACCCGCUGAACUUAUGAAAAAAAAUGUAUCAAAUGCAUCAGGCUUUAGAAAAAGAUCACUCAGCAUAACGGAUGCGAUUGAUAGUGACACUUCGAAAAAGCGCAAGAAUGAUGUUAAUGAAGAUAAGUCUGUUAAUAAUAGAAGUAAAAAGAAGAAUACAAUAGAUGAUGAAGGCAAUUCCGCAGAUGUUGAUAAAAAAAAUUCAUCAAGCAGUAUAAAUGGUUCGAACAAUAGAAGUAUGUCAAAUGAAGCAAGUUUAGAUAAACAAGCAAUAGUAAAAAUUCAAAGAAUUUCUCUGUCUACUCCAACAGGUUCGAUAUCAAGUACUCCAACUGAACUGGUGGAUGAAAGCGAUAAGAAUUGUAAAAUCAGACAAAAUCGGCGUACAAAUGUUAUUUGUGACAUUCAGACAUCUGACAGUCGAAUUGUUCCAAGUAUUUCGAGUAACGAAAAUUACAGAACUACCAAAAAUGUAGAAACACGAAAAAAUCCGAAUCGAAAAACAAGAAAAACUGAGCUUGUAGCGGACGACAUUAGUUCUCAAAUUGGUGAAGAAUCCCAAGAGAUAGAAAUGAUCAUGAACAAUGCGCUCAAAAGACAAAAUACCGGUUCAAAUACAGAAAGAAAUAAAGAUACGGAUAGAAAUACAAGUACCAAAACAAAAAAUACUAGGAAACGUGGAAAUACAGAUAUUAAUACGGAUGUAGAUAACACAGAAACCAGCAGUACCUCUUCCAUUUUAUCCGAAUCUGAUAACGCAUAUUUUGAAGUGCCUACAUUAAGGAGCAAACGAGCGAAGGUUUCCAAAAAUAUUUCAAGUAUAAUUAGUACUACGGUAAAUGAAUCUACUAAAGAAACAGAAAGAAAUGGCAAACUAUCGAUUAGGUCAACUCGAAAUCAGCAAUCAACUGUGGAUUCUUCCCUAGAAGAAAACGCAGAAAUGAUCGCAAAUCAAACUACUUCGAAUAACAGUGCGAAUAAAAGGAAUAAUUUCAGAAAUAAACAGCAAAAACAGACGACAAGAAAGACUAAAAACAAGCGACAGAAAGAAGAUUUCAUAGAAGAGACGUCUACUUCAGAAACUAAUUCCAGUAUCGAAACUACAUCGGUACUUUCAACUCCCAAUAGAACACGUAGAAGCAUGUCUUCUUCAUUUACUACACACUCACCAUUCAAAAUAAAGCAUAAAAUCUUAUUUACGGGUAUUUCAAGUAACGACUAUAAUAAACUGUUAACAAAGUUGGGUGCAUCUCAAGUUGAAGAUCCAACGAAGUGCACUGUACUAGUUACAGACAAAGUUCGAAGAACUGUUAAAUUUUUAUGUGCUUUAGCACUACCUGUACCAAUAGUUUCAGUCGAUUGGUUGAUUAACAGUGAAAAAGCUGGUCGUUUCAUAGAAUUAGAAAAUUACAUAUUGAAGGAUCUUGCUGCUGAAGCUAAAUUCCGCUUUAAAUUAGGAAAGAGCUUAGAAAAAUCAAAAGAACAUAAACUUUUAAAUGGAUACACACUUGUCUUAACACCGAACACCGCGCCGCCUCCACUAGAAUUAAAAAAUAUAAUCAUUUCAUGCGGCGGUAAAGCCUUGCUUCGACCACCAUCGAAGUUGUGGCCUCAACAAUCAGUGAUUAUCUCUUCCAAAGAGGACUUAACAGAUGCAAAGAAAUUUCUUGCAAAAGCACCUAAAACUGUUACCGUUCAGUCGACAGAAUUUAUAUUAACUGGUAUUUUAAGACAAGAAUUAGAAUUUAAUGAGUUUAAGUUAAUAUAAUUCAUUUCUCAAUGAAACAAGAAUAUUUAUGUUGAAAAAGUGUGCAAAAGUUACUGAUAUAUUUCUCAAAUAUUUUUACAAAAAUACAUUUGUACAAAAUAAAAAAUAUAUUGUGUGAUUCGCACAUACUUAAUUGUAUAAUACAUAUAUAGAUACAUACGUACAUAUUAAUAAUUGAUAUACAUAUAAAAAAGGAAUUUCCUUUACAUCCCUCUUUCAAAUUGUUAAUAUAAAACAUAAUGUAUAUUUGACACCUAUUUGCAAUGUUUAUGUUAAUGUUUAGUGUGGGUAUAGGUCAGAUUUGAAUUAAUACUACUUAAAUGUUUUUUUUUUUUUUAAUAAAUAUAAAUUUUAUUGUUCACCAAAAUUGUACAGUCAUCUUUUUUACUAAUACGUCAACUUCCUAGUGAACUCAAAAUUGCUCUUUCGAAUAUAACAAAAAUUUAACUUAUAAUAUCUUGGAAAACAAAUGCAAAUACAAAUUUCUUCAAUAUUCACAUUGAAUAAAAUAUUUUCACAUAUUAAAACAAAUUCCUAAUUUCUAAAUUGAGCAAUUGUGUUUCAAUACCAAUGAAAUAAAAUAUUUAUAAGUAGAUGCA
Bombus pascuorum is the source of this 6160-nucleotide messenger RNA. It is a transcript of the gene mu2, whose product is annotated as mediator of DNA damage checkpoint protein 1. The record is from RefSeq and is a predicted model, not a curated record. The transcript is spliced from 7 exons. The coding region runs from base 465 to 5561 and encodes 1698 amino acids. Gene Ontology annotation, molecular function: protein binding. Lineage: Eukaryota; Metazoa; Arthropoda; Insecta; Hymenoptera; Apidae.